AUGAACCUAUUUCUAGUUACUGGGAGAAUACUUAUUUCCUUUGGGAUUCUAAGCUUCAUUUCUGGAACAAUUGCCUUCUUCCCCGUUUUUUCCUAUAAACCAUGGUUUGUUGGAUGGAGUAUACGCAUUGCUUCUCCCAUCUGGAAUGGAGCUUUGGCUGUUAUUGCAGGUGUACUUGUUAUUCUGGCUGAAAAACAGUGGACUCAGAGAUACCUGUGGGAAGCCAGCUUCACCUUUUGCCUCUUAAAUAUCAUCACUUCUCCGGUCCAAGGUAGCAUUGCUAUUGCCUCUCUUCUCCUUGGCCCUUAUUGCUAUUACUCUUUUGCUGGGAUUUCAGGUACAAAUUACAUGGGCUAUGCCAUCCUUUUCCCUUUUCCUUAUGGCAAAUUUGCUGCUAUGUGCAAAGACCCAUUGCAUUAUGAAUGGUACCAUCUGGCACUGCAAAUCGUAGACUUUUGUUCAAGCUUCACCAUGUUCUGUGGAUCUUUGGCAACAGUGCUCAAGCUCACAAGAAGACUAUUCCAGUUUGGACACUUAAAUGUGAGUAUUCAUUAG
Messenger RNA from Anolis sagrei ordinatus, 555 nucleotides. It is a transcript of the gene TMEM212, whose product is annotated as transmembrane protein 212. Lineage: Eukaryota; Metazoa; Chordata; Lepidosauria; Squamata; Anolidae. The record is from RefSeq and is a predicted model, not a curated record.